This is a messenger RNA of Arvicola amphibius (Eurasian water vole), 16503 nucleotides long. RefSeq names its product mucin-17-like. NCBI's taxonomy places the organism in Eukaryota, Metazoa, Chordata, Mammalia, Rodentia, Cricetidae. The record is from RefSeq and is a predicted model, not a curated record. The transcript is spliced from 8 exons. The coding region runs from base 1 to 16503 and encodes 5500 amino acids.
AUGUCCUGGUCACUGACAGUGGGCACCAGAUCACCUAGCAUUCUCGACUCUAAUGAAGAGGAGAGGGUCCAAGGUGCCCUCCUCAUUCAGAAAGCUUGGAUGUUCGCCUUGCUAGUGCAUGCAGAACCGCCAGCUGCGACAGUUCAGGACUGGCCCGUGCAGGCCCGAGGACGUGCAUUCCAAGAGCAGCUCUCGAGCUUUGUUCGAUUUCUGAGGCCAACUAUCACUCGAGUUCUGAGCGCUUCGCCUACUGGACGUGUCCACAUUUCUCGGGAAGGAGCGCCUCUCUCUGAGGCUAUUGCUUUGCUGCUGCUUGCCGCAAGUCACCACUGGUGCCAAAAGCCUUAUGAGGACAAAACAUUCAAAAUCCCCAACACUGGUACUGCAGAUAGACUGCAGAGUCUUAGAGCUAUUAUAAAGACUACAUCCAGUAAGAAGACCCUAGACCCCUUAAAAGAGCUGAAAGAGAUCAAGGAAGGACAAGUUCCACUUCCUCCAGAGGUUCCUGACUGCAGGAGUAACCCACUGAGCAGGGAACCCAGACCAUCUGCCUUGCCUCCUGCCACUAGAAAAAGAGUGGCCUCAACUUCUGUGCACAGACCUUGGAAGGUGCAAAGAAGCCUGGAUAUGUCUACUGUGUUUAAAGAACCUAUGGACUUCGAUCACUGGAGCACCAGAGUAUCUGCAACAUCUCCAAGAACCUGUGCUGGAGAUGCCAGUGAAAAGGUCAACGAGGAUGACACAGUGCCUGGGCCGUCUUCUGCUAACUCUUUCAUUGACCAACGUGGACUGGUAAUUUCCCCACAUUUUCAAGUGUCCCUGCAAUCUUCCUCCCCUAUUCAAGGAGGUCUGGGAUCUUCCACUUCUUCCCAAGAUGCUCAGGGACUAUGUCGAUCUACCCAAGAGGUUCUGGGAGAAACCCAUUGUGAUCAAGGGUCUAUGGGACAUUACAUAUCUUCCCAGGCAUCCCAGAAACCUCCCCCUUGUGAUGAAAGGAAAAUCAAACAUGUCUCCCUUUCCAGAAGGGGUUUCAGAAGUCCAUCCUCUAGCCAAGGGGUCAUCAAUCAUUCCAGUUCUCCACCAAAGAGUUUUAGACAAGCCCCUUCUGAUCAAGGGGGCCUACAUAAGGCCCCAUUAGGCAAAGAGAGAUCCAAAUGUGUUUCUACAAAAUGGGUGCUCAGUGAUUUCUCAUUUUCCCAAAAUGGAAUGUGUCCUACCCUCUCUCCCCAGGGGAGUUUAACACCUUUGACAGCUGCCAAAGAUGGUUGGAGAGAUAUACCCUCUCAUGAAGAGAGCCAAGGAUAUUUUCCAUCUCCCCAGAAUGACCCUAAACAAUCCAUAGCUGCUGAAGUGAGCUUGAGUCCUGCCUCCUCUGACCAAGGGAAUUUUAUAACUUCCCCAUUAAAGCAAGAGGGUUUUAAAUGUCCUCCACCAGAAAAUGGGCUCAGGUCUUCCCUUACAGCACAGGGGGAACCAAGCCCUAUGACUACUCCCCAAUUGAGCCUCACACCACUCAUGCCUACCCAAGCAGAAACAAAACUAUCUACAUCUACAUCAGGGAUUCAAGAACCUUUGCCAUCUUCAGAAGGGGCCCUAGAGAGUUCCACAUGUUUACAAGAGAUGCUAGGAACUCCCAAGUCUACCCAAGGGACCUUUCUACCCUCUCAACAUACACAAAGGUCUCUAGCACCUGCAUCAACUUCCCUAGGGGUUCUGAGUCCUCCUGUAUCUGUCAAGAGGACUCCAGAAUUGUCUACAUCUAGAGAAGAGGGUCAAAGACCUAUUCUCUCUCACAAAGAGAAAUUCAAACCUAAUCCAAAUAUGAAAAUGGACAGUGGAUAUUGCCACUGUAGCAAAAAGAGAAGGACAGAUCCUCCUUCUGAGCAAGGUGGAUUCCCAGUGUCCCUAUCAUACCAAGAGGGCUUUAAAUAUACCCGGCCAACCAAAAAGGCCCUUCUGAUUCAUCAUCAGAAACAAAAUAGCCAAAGAUAUGCCAAGAGAGCUCAAGUGAGCCAUGCACGCUCCACAACUACCCAGGGUACUAAGACAAUACAGCCUUCUCUUCUUCCCCAGGGGUCUCUAGGACUUUCCACAUGUGUAGGAGAGGCUCUUGAAAUUUCUACAUAUACACCAGGAUUAACAGGUCAUUUGCAACCUGCCCAACACUUUUUGGGUCCUACCAUAUGUGAUAAAGGGACUGUGGGGCAGGAUACAUCUGCAGAAGAGGUUCCAGACUCAUCCCAAUCCUUAGAAAUGGCUCUUGGAUGUCACACAUGUACACAAGAAUUUGUAGCAAAUUUCACAUUGAGAGAAGGGGAUUCCUUAGAUUCUACCUGCCCACAAACACCCGUAGGACCUCUCCACUCUUUACAGGAAGCUGUGGAAAUUUCUCCAUCUCCUCAAGGGUAUCAGCAAUCUGUCACAACUACACAAAAGGCUAUAGGCUAUUCCCCAUCUGCACAAAGGGAUGUUAGUCUUUCUACAUGCCCACAAGUGACUCAAGAACAUCCAACAAAUACCCCAAAGGUUCUGAAUUCUACCUUAUCUUCCCAAGGGCCCUUGGAAUCUGUUUUGUCCAUCCAAUUGUCUCUAGAACCUAAUGUCUCUAUACAAAAGUCUUUGUCAUCUUCUUUACCUGAAGAAAGUAUUCCUGAAACUUGCACAUUUACACAAGGAGCUCCAGUUACUUCCUUAACUGCCCAUGAGGAUUUUAGACCUACUACAUAUGCACAGGAAACUUUAGGAGAUACCACACCUACACAGGUUCUAGAAACUUCCCCUCAUUCUGAAGCUGUAGUAAAACAACACACAUGUACACCUGACACAGUAGCACUUUCCCCUUCUGAGCAAGAGGCCCUAGGAUCUACCAUAUCUGAAGAAGGUACUUUACCAUCUUCUCCAUCUACACAAGAGAGUUUCAUGCAUAUCCCUUCUCAGGAGGGAAUUAUUAAACAUCCUUCCUCUACCCAAGUAUACCCUGGACAUUCCAUUUCUACCAAAAAGAGGUUGAGAGAUGAUCCUUCUGAUGAAGGGGAUUUCGGAACUUCCUCAUCUGAAGAAGGCAGUUUCAUAUUUUUCCCUUCCUCAAAAAGGAUAUAUGUAUCUUUAACUGCUCUGAAAGAAACAUUGAUCACUACAAGUACUCCUCAGGUAAGCCCCAUGCCUUCUAUAUCUGUCCAAAAGGCCCUGCAAUGUUCCUCAUCUGAACAAAAAACUGUGGAGCCUUGCCAUUCUAACCAAGGGCCUCAUGGACAUUCCAUAUCUUCCCAAGAGGCUCAAGGCCCUUCUCUGUCUGUCCCAAAGGGUCUAUGUUAUUUACCAUCUGUCCCAGGCCUUCAGGGACAUUCUCCAUCUCUGUCAAAGGCUCCAGAAAAUUCUACCUAUACCCAAGGGGAUCUGUCAAUUUCUAAAUCUGAGUUGGGAGACUUGAAAUCUUCCUUAUCUGCCAAAGGGUCUAAGGGAAAGGCCAAAUGUAAACAAAAACAUCUUGAACCUUUGCCAUUAGCACAAGAGGACCUGAUACUUCCUACAUCCUCCAAACCAUCUAAAGAUCCUCAUUCUUCCUCCUGCCUUCUUGCUGCAGAACAUUUUCCAUCUCCCUCUGGGUCUCCAGUGCCAUCAACAUCUAAGCAGUGGUAUCUAGGAACUUCACCAUCUUGCCAAAGGUUUCUUGGACAUUCAUCAUCUGCCCCAGGGGCCCUGUGUUGUUUCCAGGCUGCCCAUGGAGCAAAAGAACUUUUGUCAUCUGCCCAAGAGCCUCAGGAAAGUUUUCUACCUUCAUUAAGUUAUUCAGAACAUUUGCCCAACCUCCCAGGAGAUCAGGAAGAUUCUUCACUAGAACAAGAGAUUUUAGAAAAUGUCUUUCCUGCUCAGGGCUCUCUGGAAACUUUAUGCUCACCUGGGGUGUCUUUACAAAGGCCCUUGUUGUCCCUACAAAGGCCUUUGGAACUUUUCAUACCUACUCAGGAGAGUGCUGGUACUUUGCCAUCUACCCAAAAGGCUCUGGGAUCUCUUUUAUCUUUAUCAGGCAAAGUAGGAACUUCCCAAUCUGCACAAGGGUUGCAAAGAUUUCUACUAUCUACACAUGAAUAUCUGGAAAAUUCCUCUUCAGCCUUUGUGCCUCUUGAGCACUUACCAGUGGCUCCAAAGGCUCGGGGACUUUCAACUCUGUCUCAGGAAAAUCCUUCCCCAUCAUUGCCUGUUCAUGGAAUUUUAGAAUUACCUCAAAAUGGCUCAGUGGCCCUACCAUCAAAGCCAUAUAUACAAGGGCUUCAGGGAAGUCUCUCAUCCUCAGAAGGUAGUAUAGCACCUGUGCUCUCAGUCCAGGGGUCUGUGGGACAUUCCCUAUCUGUGCAAGAACCUAUAGAAAUUUCCAAGUCCACAAAAGCAACUCCAGGGCAUUCUCUGUUUGCUCUAGAUGACAUGUCACCUUUCAUGUCUUUCCAGGGGACCCUAGGACAAUUGUCCUCUGUGGAAGUGGAUGUGGGGACAUAUUCACACAACACAGGAUCUCCAGGACAAUUGAAAAAUAUCCCAGAAUAUAUGAUAACUGAUCAAGAUUCUGUUGUAAUUUUCUCACCGGCACAAGGAACUCUCAGACAUUUGCCAUUUGCUCAAGGGGAUGUGGGACUUCCCCUGUUUGCCCAACAAGCUCCAGAACUGUCCACAUGUGGAGCAGCAAAAGUGGCUCUGGUAAACCCAUCAUCUCCCAAAGGAGCUACUGCACAUUUUCAGUGUGCCCAAUAUGCUUUAGAACAUUUGCCACCUAGCAAAGGAGCUCUUGAAUAUUCUUCAACCCAUCAGGGGACUCAAGGAAGUUUGAAAUCUUCCCAAGAGGCUCUUGAAAUUUUGUCAUCUAACUCUGAACAUGUCAAAAAUUCUCUUUCUGUCACAGGUGGUCUGGAAUCCUCUCCACCUGGUCCAAGGGUUCUUGAACAUAUGCUAGCUGACAAACAGCCUGAACAACUUUCUAUAUCUACACAGGGGUCUCUGGGUAAUUCACUAUCUACUCAAGAGGCUCAAGAACAUUUUGCACCUUCAAUGGGAAAUUUGAAACCUUGCCAAUACACCAAGGAGGAACUCAAAACUUUGAUACCUUCACAAAUUGUUCUGGAAAGUGUUCCAAGUAUUUCAGAGGAUCUAGGAGCUUUAUCAUCUGCUCUAGAGCAUAUGGGACUUUCCUCAUUAGUAAAUGAGUCACUAGAGAACUCCCAAUCUGCUGAAAGUGUUGUGGAAUCUUCUUCUGCCACAGGAGCUCUAAGAGCUACAUUAUUUGUCCAACAGUCUUUGGAAAAUUCUUUACCUGGAAAAGGGAUUAGGGAAACAUUAUCAUCUUCCCAAGGUGCUUUGGAAAUAUUCUCACCUACAAAAGGGAGAGUUGAAAAUGUAUCAUCUCCUGAAAGGUCAGUGAAACCUCCUAUUUCUUUACAGGAGGCUUCAAGAUCUUCUCCAUUGAUCCAUGGCCCUCACCAAGGGCCUCUAGGACCUUCCCAAACUAACUCUGGAAUUCAAGGACCUUUAUCAACUCCAGAGGCUGGAGGAAAUUUAUCAAGGGAACUAGGUACUUGGAAAUCUUGCCCAUUGAUCCCAGAAACUCUAGAUCAUUUGCAAUCUACUGAAGGACCUGAUGAUCUGUCCAUAUCAGCACAUGGAAUGUUUGAUCCUUUACCAUCUACCCAAGGGACUCUGGGACUUUUGGUAUAUUCUCCAGGGCUUAUGGAACUAUCAGAAUCAGAACAUAAGAAACUUGAGCCUGUGUCAUAUGUGGGGAAAGAUGGAGAAAUUUCUCCAUUUGAGAAACCAGCUAAAUCAACUUCCCCUUUGGCUCCAUAUUUACCUUUUGUCACAGAGGUUUUGGAAUCUUCCUCAUGUGGUCUGGGAUCUCUGGGGUCUUUUUUAUCUUCCAGAGAAGAUGCAAAAGGUACUCCCUCUGCACCACAUGCACAGAAACCUUCUUCAUCUACUUCACAGGCCCUAGAACAUUCUGUAACUACCCAAGGGCCUCUGCAAAUUAACACACCUGAUGAACAGACUCUGUGCCCUUUGCCAUCUACAGUAGAUGAUAUAGAACACUCCAUUUUUUCUAGAGGGUUUCCAAGAGGAUCCCAAAUUCUCCCAAAUGUUCCUGACCAUCUGUCCAGUAUAGGAGAGUCUGAGGAAUUUUCUCGCUCUGCUCCAGGAACUAAAGACAUCCUCUUACUUGCUCCAGAGCCUUUAGAACAUUCCUCCUUACAAAAUGCAACUCAAGCCACUUCCCCUUGUCUUCAGGAGGUGGUUGGAUCUUUGAUAUCUGAACAAGGGUCUUUAGGACGGUCUCCAUCUGCUCAUGGUUCUUUGGAACCAUUGGCAUCUACACUAGGAGCUGAGGGACCUUCCGUAUCUGAAGCAGAUACUAUUCAGCUAUCUGCAUCUGCACCAGUGACCAAAGCACAUUUGACAUCUUCCCUUGGGCCUUCAGCAUCUAAAUAUUAUGACCAGAUGGAGGUGCCAUCUCGCCAUGGAGAUCUUGAAGCUUCUCAGUCUGAUCAAAGGACUCUGGAAAUGACCAAGUUUGCAGAAGGGGCUCUAGAAAAUUUAUCAGUUGCUCAAAGAACUACAAAACUUUCAACUCGUUCCCAGAAGGCUAAUACAUCUUCUCUGUCUGACCAAGGUCAUCUAUUACAUUUGCCACAUGUCAAAGAGGCUUUGAUACCUGCUCUGUCUGAUCAGGAAACUGAAGAAUCAUUGUUAUCCCCCUCAGAAGAUACACAACACCCACCAUCUUCAGCUAGUGCUCAGAUUCAGGAACCUUCUCUAUCUACCCUAGGGCCUCAAGAGCCUCUGAAACUUUCCAUAUCUGUCUGUGACUCUCUGUGUCCUUUUCCAUCUUCCCUAGAGUCUGAGACUGUAGAGCUUUCCACAUCAUCUCCUGAGUGUCUGGAACCAUCACAAUCUGCACAAGGGGAACCAGAAUAUUUUUCAACUGUAGGAAAGACUAUAGAACAUUCUUCAACAGCCUCACAAACUACAAGAAAAUUGUCCUCACCCCAAGAGUGUGGAGGGCAUUUAUCAUCUGCCCCAAGUGUUCAGGAACUUUUCCAAUCUGGCCCAGUGAAUCUAGCAACUUUCCUUUCUCCACAAGGGCCCCAGAAACCCUUUAAAUUGACUCAAGGGUUGUUGCAUCCUCCAGCAUCUGCCCAAGAGUCUCAAGGACCUUCUGAAUCUUCCCAAGAUGUUGUGGGAACUCAUGAAUCCUCUCGGAUUCAUGAAUAUUUUUUACCUGAAGUAGAGUCUGUGGAAACUUUUACAUCAGUUUCAGGGACUAUAGUAACCUCACCAUCUGCUCUACAAGCUCUGGAACUUUCUUCAUUACAACAUGUGACUUCAGCAAUUUCUCUAACUGACCAAAGGGUAGUGGGACCUAGACCACCUUCACAAGGAGCUCUAGAAGUGUUGUCAUUGGCAGAAGGGACCCUAGAAACUUUGGCAUCUUCCCAAGGGGAUGGAAGAAAUUCUCAGUUAGAAAAAGAUACUGUGGAGCAGUCUUUUCCAGUACAGGGCAUUUUAAAAUCAUUGCCACGUACAACAGGAGUUCUACGAUCUAAUCUAUAUGCCCAUAAAGUACCAGAAAUAUUGACAUCUACCCAAAAGGACUACCUGUCUCCUAAAUGCUCUUUGGUACUGCCCAUAUCUGCAAAUAGGACUCUUGAGAAUUUGCAAUCUGAUCAUGAACUUACAAAACAUUCCAAUUCUUUUCAGGAAGCUUCUAGACACUCUCUGUUUGUCCAAGAUCCUCUGCAAGAUUCACCAUCUGCUUCAGAGACUCUGAGACCAUCUUCUAACCAAGGAAUUAAAAAGUCUUUAUUGUCUUCCCCAGGUGCAAUGAAACCUUCAUCAUCUGCACCAGAUGGUAAUAAAUCUCUCCAAACUACUCUAAGGAAUCGACCAACUCGCCUAUGUAAUCAAGGACAUUGGGAAAAUUCUAUGUCUCUCCAGGGUACACUGGGUUCUUUCUCAUCCAGAUCAGGGUCUGUAAAAUGUUCAGCAUCUUCCCCAUUGAUUCUGGGUUCACCAGCAUCUUUCCAAAGUAAACCAGAACACUUGUUUUGCACAGAUACAUCACCAUCUUUCCAAGGGCCUACAGAGCCUUUGUCAUUUCCUUCUGGGACUACAGAACAUUUACAACAUGGCACAAGAUCUCAUGCAUCUUCUUUAUCAGCAUGCAAAGAUCUAGCACAUUUUCUAUCUGACCAACUUUACAUAUCUACUCAGGGAACUCUAGCUUCUUCACCAUAUAGCCCCAAAUCACUACAACAGUCAGAAUCUUCCCAAGAGAUGUUGGGACCAUCCAAGUUUGAUGAGUGCACACAUAGCCAUAUGUCUUCUGUACCAGAUAAUUUGGGAAUGUCUCCAUUUGUCCCAAUGAUUACAGACACAUUGCCACAAACCACAAUGACUCCAGGAUUUUCCUCACUAACACAAACAAGUCCAGUUCCAUCCCUAUCUUUACAAAAAGAUGAUGAAUGUUGCCUAUCUUCACAAGUAACUCUAGAAGUGAACACAUCAGGGCAGGACACUCUGAAACCUUCACCAACUACUCAAGUUCCUGAGAAAGCUUCCCUUUAUAGAAAACCCACUUUGGUAAAGCCCACAGGGGCACAGAGUACUGAAGGACAUCCAACUUCUAAGUCAGGGACUAAUCAAAGUACCCAGAAGGAACUAGGUGUUUCUUCACCUGCUCAAAGGCAGCUGGUAAUUUCUUUAUCUACACAAGGAACUCUACAAUCUUGUUCAUCUGACCAAGGGCCUCUGGGGACUUCCCUAUCUGUCCAAGGGUCUCUAAAACUAUCUACAUUAGCACAAGGAACUGUAGGAACUCUGGAUCCUUCUAAAAGGGCUUUGAAACAUCCAAUUUCUUCCCAGGAGUCUCCAAAAUUUUAUUCAUCUGCCCAAGAUACUGUCCAAAGUUCAGCGUCUUCCCCUAGGACUACAGGAUCUUUCCAAUCUAGCCAGAAACCUCGAGGAUCCUUUUCAUCUUCACUAGCACACAUAGAACAUUCACCACCUGCUCCAGGUGCUCAGGAAAAUCCUUUAUCUAAUCCAAGGACUCUAGAUCCUUUGCUUUCUUCUAAAGUGCCUAAGGAACUCUCCACAGCUACAGAGGAAAUGUUGCCUGUCCUAAGUUCUUUGUCAUCUAUCCAAAGGCCUUCAAAACAUUCAGGGGUUUUGAGACAACACCAACAUUCCCAGAAUACCUUGCAGCAUUUGUCAUGUGUGAGAGAGGGUGUGGAAACUUCUCAGUCUGCUACAAGGACUAUAGAAGUUUUGCCACCACCUCUAAUGGCUAGAGGACAUUUAACUUCUAUCCAAGAAUCUGCAGAAUCUUUCCCUUCUGGCCAAGGGAAUCUAGAACCUUUGAAACCUGCCCAAGGGCCUCUGAAACAUGUUAUGGCAUCCCAGGAAAUGCUGCAUUCAGCACAAUUUGCUGAAGGGACUUUACAAAUUUCUGCACCUUUUCAAGCAGUUCCACAGCCAUAUACAAAUUCCCUAUCUACCCAAGUGACUAGGGGAGCAUUCUCAUCUGUAUCAGGGCAUCCGGGUCUCCUGUCAUCAGCACAAGCAACUCCACUAUCUUCUUGUUCUGAUGAAAAGACUGUGGGAACUUGCCCAUCAUCACAAGGAACUCUGAAAAUGUCCAAAUCUGCACAAGGAACUCUAGAGUCUUCUUCUGAUUCCCACGUCACUGGGGAGUUUCUCUUAUCUGCCAAAGGCACAAUGGGAAAUUUGACAUCUGUAAAACAGACUGUAGGACCUUUUACAUCAAUGACAGGACCUCUGCGGUCUAUCCAAAAUACCCAGGCACUAUUAGGAUCUUUGCAGUCUGGUCAGAGUUCUCUGCAAGUAUCUCAGGCUGCAGAAGGGCCUGUGGAUCCUUCUUUAUUUUCCCAAGAGUCUCUGGACUUAUCUGUGUCUGCACAAGGGACCCCAGUGACAUUGCUGUGUAAUCAAGGAACUACGAAGCACCCUGCUUCAUCCCAAACCUCUCAGAAAACUUCUCAGUCUGUGAAAAAUUCUCUACAGCAUCCACCAUCUGUCCCAGGAUUUCUGAAUCCGUCCCAAUCUGAAAAGAGCAAACUAGGAUCUUUGUCCUCUCCUCCAGGUGCUGGAAUAUCUGUCCCUGGUUCUCAGGAAAUAUUCCAACUUUCUGUGCAUUCAGGAUAUUCUGAACCUUUGCUAUAUUUUGGAUUGCCUCUGAAACUUUCUGUGUGUGCACAGGGAACUCUGUGUCCUUUUUCAUCUCCUCAAGGAGAACUCAAUACUUUACAUUGUGUCUCUGGUAAUCUAGCAACAUCUCAAUCUGACCAAGUGAAUUUUAGCCAUUUAUCAUCUGUCAGAGAGCCUGUGGGAAACUUGCCAACUUUCUCAGGUCCUAGAGAGCCUUCACCAAUCAACGAAGUGCCUAGAAGACUUUCAUCACAUGUCCCAGGUGAUCCAGCAUCUCUAAUCUCUGCUCAUCUGCCUUUAGAACUUAAAGUAUCUGCUCAGUGUUCACUGAGUCCAUCAGCAUCUUCAAAAGGAACUCUAGGGUCCUUGUUGUCUUCUGCAGACAUCCAAGGAAAAGUCCAAAAUACACAUAAUUAUCAUGGGCAAUUGUCACAUAUAAGAGAAACAUUGGAAACUUCUCCAACUCAUAGAGGAAUUUCAGUAUACCAACCUCAUCCUCAGGAGACUCUGGGACUUUACUCCUUAGGCCAGGGUAGUCAAGCAACUUCUCAAUGUGCUCAAGAAACUGUGGGUUCCCACCCAUCUACACAAGAGUCUAUGGGACUGUCCACAUCUGCACAAAGGAGUCUAGGACAUCAUCUACCUGCCCAAGGGCUCUCGGGCUUUUCCUCACAUACACAAUGUACAUGCUCACAGUCCACUUCUACACAGACCACAGUAGCAUAUUCAUCAUCUACCCCAGUGUCUCAAGGAUAUAGCCAGCAUGCCAAAAAGAUAGUAGAAACUUUGAAUUCUGCCCCAGGGUCUCCAAGAAUUUCUGUCACAGCACAGGGGUCUGUAGAACCCUUGCUAUCUCCCCAGAAGUCCCCAGGAUAUUCAUUAUCUAUACCAAGUACAUGCAAAACUUCUACAGGUACCAGAGGACAUGUGGUAUCUGAUUAUGGGCCUCUGGAACUUUCCAUAUCUGCCCAGGCAAACUUGAGUCCUUUCCAUUCUUCCCAAUGCCUUUUGGAACCUUCUCUGUCUGUAGAAGGGAAUUUUGGUCUCUCUACACCUAUGCAAGCCAAUCUAGAGCCCACUGUUUCAUCCCAGGGACCUCUUGGAUCUUGGCAGUCUUCCCAAAGGGUUCAGCAAACAGAUACAUCUGCUUCAGACUCUUUAGGAUCUAUGUCUUCAAAAGGGCAAAUGGUCAUUUCUUUAUCUGGGCAAGGGACUCUAGGGCCUACAUCAGUGUCCCUAGAGCCAUUGGAAAUUUCCUUAUCUGUUCAAGUGAGUUCCAGACCUUUAUUAUCUUUACAAGUAGCUGGGGGAACUUGCCUUUCUUCACAGGGAAGAAAGACUCAGGAAGUUUCUACCUGUGCACAUGGAAAUCUAGUGUUAUCCAAUUCCUCAAGAGGGGAUUUGGGAUCUUCAUCAUCUACUCCAGUGACUCUAGGAUCUUCUCCACCUGCCAAAGUAGAUUUAGGAAUGUCUCCAUCUGUUUCAUGGACUCUGAGACCUCCUGUGUCUUCCCAAGGUGUUCUAGGAACAUCUACAUCUGCCCAAGAGGUUUCAUCAGCUAGUCAGGGGAAAACAGAACCUAUGCCAUAUGCCCAAGAUGAUAUGGGACUCGGGUCUCUUUCCCUGGGAACUGAAGGAAAUUCCCAAUUUUCAAAGGGGGAAUUAAAAGUAUUGUCAUCUGCACAAGGGUGUUUUAAACCUGCUCUGUCUACCCCAGGGCCUGUAGAAAAAUUGCCAUAUGCUUCAAGGACACCACAGCUUUUCAGUUCUGUACUCCAAGAUGCUGGGAGCUUUCCUUUAUCCUCCCAAAAUAACUUAAAACUGUCCAGAUCUUCACAGAAGCAUCUAGAAUCUUCACCAACUCCCCAAAUGUCUCUGAAACAUUCUCCAUCUUCCCAAAAGUCUCUGAUACCUACCCCAUCUGAACCAGGUACUCUGGAACAUUCCCUACGAUACCAAGGGUGGCAGAAAGUAUCUGCACCUGCAAAAGUGACUCCAGGACAGACACCAUAUCAGAAGGUGUAUGAAGGAAAUUCAUUAUCUGCUCAAGGAACUGUGAGAUUGCCUAUAUCAGGGCAAGAGUCUCUAGGACAUUGCUCAUUUGACCAAGGGUCUCCAGAAUCAUUCACAUCUUCCAACAAAGUGCAAGACCCUUCGUAUAAUCAAGGAUCUGUAGCAAAGUUCCCAUCUGUCCCAGGAGGUACACAUUCUCUCUCUGCCCAGAGAAUACUGCAAAAUUUGUCAUCUUCCCAAGUUACUCUAGAAACAUCAUCUUCUCUCCAGAAAGAUAUAGAAGGUUCAUUAGAUGUGCAUGGUGCUCAACAACUUCAACCUCAUUCCCCAGGGUAUCUGGGACAUUCCCAAUGUACUCCAAAGUUAUCAGAAACUUUGUCAUCUCCCCAAAUGGUUCUUAAAUUUUCAGAAUCUUCAUCUAUGACUCUAGAAACUUUGCUGCCCUUACCAGGAACUCUGGGACAUUCGACAUCUGCCCAAAGUACUCUGUUCCCUUCUGAUUCUGACCAACAGAUUCUGGAAUCAUCAUCAUCUGUCCAAAAACCUGUUCAAUUUUCUCCAUCUUCUAAAGGUUCACUGAGACAUACUCCAUCUGUACUAGAGGCACCCCAAUCUUUAUUAUCAGCCCCAUUGUGCCCAAAAUUGUCUUUAUCUGACCAAGAGUUUCUAGGAUCUUCACCACCUCAAAAAGGGUGUUCAGGAGAUUCAUUAUCUGUGCAAAGGACUCAUGGAACUUCCAUAUCAGCACAAGAGUUUGUAGGAUAUUCAAAAUCUGUUCAAGAGUCUCCAGAAAUUUUCACAUCUUCCCAAGAGGAUCUAGGCCCUUCUUUAGCCCAAGAGGCUUUAGUACAUUCACCAUCUAUUCUACAAGACUGUGGACUUUUUAAAUCUUCAAAAGAUACUCUAGGAACUUCAAUAUCUACACAAGGUGCUAGGAAAACACCAUCAUCAGUCCAAAAAUCUAUAGUAACUGUACCAUCAGCUCAAAAUGUUGUAGGAAUUCAGAGGCCUCUAGGUACUUCCCAGUUUGCUUCAGAGACAUCAGAACCAUCUUCUGAAGAGAUUUAUAGUACUUUGAAAUCUAUCAGAAGUUCUAUAAAAACUUUGGCAUCUCUUUUAGAGAUACUGAGAUUUUUAACAUCUGCCAAAGGUGCAGCAGGCCCUUCUAUAACUGACCAAGUGAUACUGAGAACACCAACAGUUUCCCACAAAGCUCUGGAAUUUUCUCCAUCUGACCAACAGUCUGUGAAAUCUGCCUCAUUGCAAAUAGGGCUUGAUAGAACUUCACUGACAGACAAAGGUUUACAGGAAAUGUCUUCGGGUGAAAAAGUGACUUUACAAGAUUCACCACUACAGCAAACCUGUUCAGGAAAUGCAUUGUCUACACAAGGGGCUCUAGGACUGUCCAUAUCAGCACAAGAAUAUCUUGGACAUUCACCAUCUGUUCAUGGGUCUCCUGAUACUUCCUUGUCAUCUGAAGAGGCUUCAGGCACUCGUGUGGACCAAGGGCCUUUAGGACCGUCAUUAUCAUUAUCAUUAUCUGAUCUAGGAGAUCUUGGAUUAUCUGAAUAUUCACAGGGGCCACUAGAAACAUCACCAUCUACCCAUAGCACUCUAGAAAUACCAUCUUCUACCCAUGGGAUUAUAGAAACUUCACCACCUGCCCAAGAUUCUCUAGGACAUCUGCCUCAUUCAGUGCAGAUUCUCCAACAGGCUCCCCUUAUGCCAGAAACAUUAGAACCUUUGUCAUCUACUGAAGAGGGUUGUAAUAUAUCAGACUCUUUCCCAGGAACUUCAGAAACUUUUCCAUCUACCCCAGGAUCUCUGGAAAUUUCACUCUCUGCCCAAAGUACUAUGGGACCAUCUGUAUCUGAAAAAGAAAUUUUAGGACCAUCAGUAGUAUCUCUGGAGGAAUUUCUGGGACCUUCUCCUCCUGACCAAGGGUUUCUGAGACCUACUCCAUCUACAUCUGGGACUGUGUCACUCUCCCCCUCAGAACAAUGUUGUCAGGAAAUAUCUUCAGGUGUACAAGGAGAUUCAUCAUCUCAGCAAGGCUAUGUAGGAAAUUCAUUGCAUUCACAAGAGACUCUGGGACUGUCCACAUCAGCACAGGAAUCAUUUGGACAUUCACCAUCUGCUCAAGGAUCUUUAGAUACUUCUUUUUCAUCCCAAGAGAGUCUAGGCCCUUCUUUGAACCAUGGGCCUUUAGGACAUUCAUCAUCUUAUCCAGGAAAUCUUGGUCUUUCUGAUUCUGAUCAGGGGACACUAGAAAUUCCACCAUUUACCCUAAGUAUUUUAGAAAUAUCAUCUUCUAACAAUGGGCUUACAGAAACUUCAACAACCUCCCAAGAUUCUUUAGUACAUCUGCCUCCUUCAGUGCAGACUCUGCAACCAUCUCUUACACCAGAGACCUCAGAACUUUUGCCAACAGCCAAAGAGGUUUGUAAGACUUCAGAAUCUGUGUCAGGUACUCAAGAAUCUUUUCCAUCUUUGUUAGAGGCUCUAAGACAUUUGAAUUCUGGCCAAUGUACUCUGGGUCCUUCAGUAUGUGACCAAGGGACUCUGGAGCCAUCAACACCUCUCUGUGAUACUCUUGAAAGCUCCAAACCAUCCCAAGGGGUUCUAGAACCUAUACCAUCUACCCAAGAAGGUGUAAGACCUUUCUUUUCAAUGGAGUUUUUGGGACUGUCCAUUUGUGAACAUGAUGACUUUAUUCCUAUUCCUUCUCAUGAUGACUGCCUGAGAUAUUCCUCUUAUCCCAAUAAAAGUCAUAGACUUUCCAAUCCUACCAAAAAUAUAGCGAGACAUGCUCCAUUUCCUGAAGGAAACAUCAGAUACUCACUUUCAGAUCUUGAUGCCUUAAGAUCAUUGACUUCUGCCAAAAGUAGGUUCACAUCUUCUAUAUAUGUCAGAAAGGACUCAAGUUCUACCUCUCCUCCUCUUCAGAGGGUCCCACCCCCAGCAUCAUCAGAAUUGAACUUCAGAUCUAGGUUCCCUAACAAAGAAGAUCUCAGAUGUUCUUCCUCUCCACGAGGUGACUCCAGACAUUCAAAAUCAAAGAAAACAAAAUCAAGACAUGCUUCUAAAGAAUCACACCUCAAAUCUGUCCCAUCAGAAGACAAAGGCUUGAAAUUUCACCAUUCUUCCAAAAAGGGAGGCAGAGCUUCUGUUUCUAACAAAGUUGGUGCAAGACUUAAAACUGAGCCUGAAGAGAGCCUCACUACUACUUCUGCCAAGGGAGGUUGUAGAUCCUCACGAUCUCAUGAGGAGUGCCUCAGAUAUUCUUCAUCUUCCCAAGGCAUCCCUAGACGAUCCAGAUCUACCAAAACCAAAUUGGAAGAGGCCUCCUCUAACAAAGCAGAUGUUCAUGCUUCCCAUACAGAACAUGAGGGCUCCUUACUUCUACUUCUUCUACCAGGACAAGACUCAGACAUUCCCCUUAUACUCAAGAAGUCAUCAAAACUUCUACUGAAUCCCAAGAAAGCUUCAGGUCAUCUCCAGAUGGAGGCAGUCCUAGUGGAAGUGUCAAGUCUUUCUCAGCACCCCAAAACAAUGAUGUCAAACAUCCUGUUUCUACAAAGGAGGACUUUAAACACACUCUUUAUGUCCAAGAGGGACAAAAACCUUCCACUGGUGCCAGAGAGGGGAGCAGGGACUCACUGGGUGCUCAGGCACAUCUCUUCUGAACCAGGAUGCAGAAUGCACUCCACUAAUUCUCAAGCAGGCUACAGCACCACCACUACAGAACCAGAGCUCUUCCAAAUGGAUGUAUGGAUGAAGGGAGCUUUUGACCUCUUCUUCAGUACUGGAGGGUCUCAGAUUUUCCCCAAUGGCCCAGAUUCAGCUAAAGAUAAGGACAUCCUAAACUAUGAAGAAGAGUUAGAUGGUGAGGCAAUUCUAGGAGCUUAUGAGGUAUUCCAUAGAGUGAGGACAUUUGGACCUGAUAAGAUAUUGGCUGAUCCUUUUUCUAGUUCCCAAGAAUCCCAUAGAAACAACGUCAUCCCAUGGCAGCUGGAAAUAAUUCUAGAAGACGACAUACCCUCUCCCAGGUCUGAGCAGCUGAACAUAUGCUUGAAAAGGAGAACCAGCUUGGGACUCUCAUGCAGACUUUUUGGAAAAUACUCAGACUGCUGCCUCACCUUACCACACAUUCACUACAGUGGACAGAUGUUUGAGUAUCUUGUGAAGAGCUGGAGGCUCAUAAGGCAGUUCCUGGAAAGGGCUCCUCUGUAUGAGGUGGGUUGGGACCUUGAUCUCAUGUCAAGCAGUGGGUAUGCUGAUUUCUAA